GUGAGAUUUGAAGCGGGACCGGUGUGCACCGCCGCUACUGAGGCUUGACUGAGAGAGGUUCAAGUAUGCGGAGUCAUUCCCCAACAAAGAGUGUCAAUGAAUAUUGGACUAAAUGAUUGGCCAAACACAGGACAGAGGACUAAUCACAUGGACUGGAAAUUGGAAGGAAGCACUCAGAAAACAAAGUCACUAGUGCUGCAGGGACAGGAAGGUGUUGUAGAAGAUGAAGAUGGGCUCUCUGCAAGCUUCCAGCUUCUGCAGAUUGAUAUGGAGUGUGAGUGCCCAGAGAGCGAGACCCUUUCCACAGGCAGUGCACCAUGGUGCUCGAAAAAUGUCCAAAGGAAACAGAGACACUGGGAAAGGACAGUUGCAGCAAAGAAGAGCAGAAGAAAGCAAGAAAAAGAAAGAAGAAAAGCCUGUCGUUCAGAAAAUCUAGGCGUCUGCACCCAGCAUAGCAAACGUUUUCUGCGAGUCUUAACCAAAGAGAAACUUCUGGAGGCCAAACACUCAGGACCAAGACUGUGUAUCGAUUUGAGUGUGACCCACCACAUGUCAAAGAAGGAGAUGAGUAGGCUGGCUGGGCAGAUCCGAAGGUUGUAUGGGUCAAACAAAAAAGCUGACAAACCCUUUUGGAUCUGCCUCACUGGAUUCACAACUGAUAGUCUCCUCUAUGAAGAAUGUUUGAGGAUGAAUGAUGGAUUUUCUAAUUACCUGCUAGACAUAAUGGAAGAAGACUGCUUUAGUUUAUUUCCUCUGGAAACCCUUGUAUAUCUGACUCCUGACUCAGAACAUGCUCUUGAAGAUGUUGAUCUAAACAGAGUUUACAUCCUUGGUGGACUGGUGGAUGAAAGCAUUCAGAAGAAAGUGACAUUUCAAAAGGCCCAGGAACACUCUGUCAAGACAGCCCGUUUGCCAAUCCAGGAAUACAUGGUCAGGCGCCAGAAUGAGAAAAACUAUCAUUCAGAGAUAUUGGCCAUCAAUCAAGUAUUUGAUAUCCUGUCCACUUUCUUUGAUACUCACAACUGGCCUGAAGCACUGAAGAAAGGAGUUUCUCCAGGAAAAGGCUAUGUGCUUCAGAAUUCAAAGGAAUGACAACAGCCUGAGAUGUCUUCACCAAAGAACAGGGCAGAAUGCAGCAGGGGCACACAAACUUGCCUCUGCUUGACCGUCUUUGGCUCUUUAUAGUAUAAGCUACUGAUGGCAUAUUUUAUGCUUUUGUAUCACCUAUGGUGCCUGGCUCACAGGAGGUACCCUGAUUAAUGUUAAGUUUACCUAAUGAGGACUUAGCCCUAUAACCACAUGGCUAUGGAUAUGUCAAUUCAUCUUUUAUAUCUAUUUGUGAAAGACCUGCUUUAGAUUAAUAUUAAAUAUUAAGCUUAAUUUUCACUAAACUGGCAUGAAGUUUUACGUUUUCUUCCUCUGAACGUGCUGAUUGUUCCCCAACUAAGUGACAUGCUACACGUAAGCUUUGGAGGAUCAGCUUGGCCUGGCCCUCUUUUUGAGCCCUCAUAGCACUUUGUUCCCUCCUGUGGCUCUUACCCUAUUUCCCUUGAGUAUGGGCAAGUGAAGCUUCUCUCUUCCAGUGUGUGAAUAGCUCUGGAUCCUUCUGAGCUUGUACAUGACAUUACUCAUAUAUAUAUUAGUAAUUAACAGAGCAAGCUGAAAGUCGUUGCAUUCUGACGUGUAAGCUUACUAGAUAAUCUACCACUUACUGUACUAACAUCAUUAGACUUUUCUCGUAUCUUAGAUAUAACUGCUGCAGUUGUUUUUACUAGUUUUAGUUAGUUGACUUGCUGGUUAAGCUGCCAGAAAAUUCAGAAAAUACGUUCUACGUCUCAGAACCACCAAAAGUUACUUCUCUGCUUCACCCCCACCCCUUUACCAUUUAAUCCCUCAGGAACUGCGAUCACUUGAUAAAUUAUGUGUUUUCAUUAUUUAAAAACAAGCCAAUCUUCAAAAAACAUCUUUUUGACCAUAUAGUAUAAUGCUUCUUGGUCCCUUUCAACAUAUUGAAUGAGUUUAUAAUCUCUUUCAUCCCGAAAGGACUAUCUAUGGCGAGGCUUCAGGGGCAUCUGUAACUCAUAUUCUGAGGUCUGUGACCCCAAAACCAUGGAACUUUUCUCAUCUGCCAGUCUUCAUUUUUACUUAUAAAGGCUUUGUUAAUAUACCAGAUGGCAUGAAAGAAUUUUUUUCCAGGGUCUGGGGAUUUAGCUCAGCAGUUUGGUGGCCUGCCUUGCAAGAGCGCAAGGACCCAAGUUCCAUCCCCAGUACCAAAAAAAAAAAAAAGAACUUUUUUCCAGUUCCCUUUGCUUCAAAACCCAAGCAAGUAGCUUUUCAUUUGGCUACUAGGAAAUUACUUUAGCAAAAAUAACAUUUGGCCAUACUUGGAUUCAGAGAAUCCUGAUCACCAUGUUAGAUAAAAACAAAAAAAUUGAGUAUGUCCAAAAUAUCCUGUAACAUGAAAAUAAAAUAUAAUGCAAUUGUUUAAUUUUUAGUAAUUAUGAAAAUGUUAUGUUGUAGUGUUCAAAAGUGUAUUGCAAGCCAGGCAUGGUGGCACACGUCUAUAAUCCCAGCAGUCGGGAGGUUGAGGCAGGAGGA
This is a messenger RNA of Fukomys damarensis (Damara mole-rat), 2598 nucleotides long. RefSeq names its product tRNA methyltransferase 10B (gene Trmt10b). Bases 97 to 1092 code for a protein of 331 amino acids. The transcript is spliced from 10 exons. Gene Ontology annotation, biological process: tRNA N1-guanine methylation. Gene Ontology annotation, cellular component: nucleus; nucleoplasm. NCBI's taxonomy places the organism in Eukaryota, Metazoa, Chordata, Mammalia, Rodentia, Bathyergidae. The record is from RefSeq and is a predicted model, not a curated record. Gene Ontology annotation, molecular function: tRNA binding.